AUGGGCGGUGUUUUCAAAUUAAUUAUCCUACGUCAUGGAGAAUCACAAUGGAAUCAUGAAAAUAAAUUUUGUGGAUGGAUAGAUAUUCCCUUAAGCGAGAAGGGAAAACAAGAGGCACGAUAUGCAGGCGAACUUAUACAACGGGCCGGAUUAUCUCCCGAUAUACUAUAUACCUCGAAACUUCAAAGAUCGAUUGAGACUGGGUUUAUUAUAUUAAAAGUAUUAAAUAGAUCAUGGCUCGAUCAUAUCAAGACAUGGAGAUUAAACGAACGUCAUUAUGGAAAAUUGCAGGGUCGCGAUAAACAUCAAGUGUUUAUGGAGUUGGGGCAGAACAAGGAGAAAUUCCAAUAUAUUAGAAGAAACUUUAGAGGAUUACCUCCAUUGGUAGAUUUCAAAGAUCCUUCCAUUGACGAAAAGUACCUCGAUAUUUUGAAUAAGCAAAUUUUACCAAAAGGAGAAAGUUUGGCAAUGGUCAUGGAUAGACUAAUACCGUUUUUCAAAUACGAGAUUUUGGAUAAUCAAAUGAUACAAUUGAAUAAAACGGUGUUGAUUGUGACGCAUGGCAGUGUUGUGCGAAGCUUGAUCAAAUACUUGAAUAAAGUCAGUGAUGAUGAUAUUAGCAAGAUCAAUGUACCUACUGGUGUACCAUUAGUGUUUGAGAUGGAUGACCAUGGAGAUUUGAUCAAGCCUUACUAUUAUUUGGAUAAGGAAAAGGCAGAAGAGGGAAUUGAAAAGGUAAAGAAUGAGGGAUUAGCAAAGGGUCCACUAUAA
Lodderomyces oxycetoniae is the source of this 771-nucleotide messenger RNA. It is a transcript of the gene GPM2, whose product is annotated as Gpm2p. Gene Ontology annotation, molecular function: intramolecular phosphotransferase activity. NCBI's taxonomy places the organism in Eukaryota, Fungi, Ascomycota, Pichiomycetes, Serinales, Debaryomycetaceae. The coding region runs from base 1 to 771 and encodes 256 amino acids. The transcript has a single exon. The record is from RefSeq and is a predicted model, not a curated record. Gene Ontology annotation, biological process: glycolytic process.